UGCGUGGGCCGGCCUCGCGCUCGGAAGCAGAAAGCGGGCCGGGCGGAAGCAGCCCCGGCAGGCGGGGCGGCGGCGGCGCCCGCGGGCUUCCGAAGGGAGCGUCUCAACCUGGGCCGUUCGCCGGCGGGGACUGCUCGUGGUGACGGCCGGGUGGCCCCGGGUGACGGGCGUCGAGGAGGCAGGGUGCCCACCCAUGGCCAGAUCACCUGCCGCUGGCUCCGUGAUCGUCGCAGACUGGCACGAGAGCACCGAGGGCAAGGAGUACCUGGCCAGCAUCCUGCGCAAGAACCGCCGGAGGGUGUUUGGGCUGCUUGAGCGACCAGUGCUGCCCCCACCUGUGGCCAUUGACACUGCCAGCUACAAGAUCUUCGUGUCUGGGAAGAGUGGUGUGGGCAAGACGGCGCUGGUGGCCAAGUUGGCUGGCCUGGAGGUGCCCGUCGUGCACCAUGAGACCACUGGCAUCCAGACCACUGUGGUAUUUUGGCCUGCUAAGCUGCAAGCCAGCAACCGCGUCGUCAUGUUCCGUUUUGAGUUCUGGGACUGCGGGGAAUCUGCGCUCAAAAAGUUCGAUCACAUGCUGCCGGCUUGCAAGGAGAAAACAGAUGCUUUCCUCUUCCUCUUCUCCUUCACUGACCGUGCCUCCUUUGAAGACCUCCCUGGACAGCUGGCCCGUGUAGCAGGCGAGGCUCCUGGUGUUGUGAGGAUGGUCAUCGGCUCCAAAUUUGACCAGUACAUGCACACAGAUGUACCAGAGCGUGACCUCACAGCAUUCCGGCAGGCCUGGGAGCUGCCCCUCCUGCGGGUGAAGAGUGUGCCAGGGCGGCGGCUGGCAGAUGGGCGCACCCUGGAUGGGCGGGCUGGGCUGGCUGACAUCGCCCAUGUGCUCAAUGGCCUGGCAGAACAGCUGUGGCACCAGGACCAGGUGGCAGCUGGACUGCUCCCCAUGCCCCCAGAGAACACCCCCAGCUGAGGGGUGGUAGCUUCAUGAGUGGGCACCUGUGACCCCUCCUCUGACCCUCAGGUGACCCAGGGCAGAGGGCAGGACCCAGGGCCUGAGGCUGGGGCAGGAGUAUUGAUCUGGUCCUAAGGAUGGCCAGAGGGGCCUGGUCAGGGAGGGUGGUGGCCUGAGAAAGCUGCACCUGCAGCGCUUUCCCUGCAGAAUACGUGGCUGUGACGGGGGGUGCCCAGGGCUCUGUAGGGCAGCGGUCUGAGGGCAUCUGGCUGCCCUCUGGCCUCCUCCCUGUGGGUCCAAGCUCUGGGAUUGAGGAGCUGUUUGGGCAGGGCCCCAGAUCGCCAGUGUCCCUCCCGACCUCCUGCUGUGUUCCCCCUUCUGCCAGGGAGGGUGACUGGGAUGAGGGGGUGCCUCAGCUGGACCUUAGACCUCAAGUGACUUCAAUUAAGAGCCUAGAUUAGUUGAACACCAUCUGCUGUACCAGAUAAACCCUGAGAUCACUGAAA
This is a messenger RNA of Manis pentadactyla (Chinese pangolin), 1458 nucleotides long. It is a transcript of the gene CPLANE2, whose product is annotated as ciliogenesis and planar polarity effector complex subunit 2. The record is from RefSeq and is a predicted model, not a curated record. Lineage: Eukaryota; Metazoa; Chordata; Mammalia; Pholidota; Manidae. Gene Ontology annotation, molecular function: GTP binding; GTPase activity. The coding region runs from base 194 to 970 and encodes 258 amino acids. The transcript has 6 exons.